Messenger RNA from Adineta steineri, 1413 nucleotides. The record is from the annotation of a GenBank genome assembly. NCBI's taxonomy places the organism in Eukaryota, Metazoa, Rotifera, Eurotatoria, Adinetida, Adinetidae.
AUGAACAAACGCCGUCGUGCACCACAUCACCGAAAUUCUGAUUUAAACAUUAGGAUCUCGAAUGUUUUAGCUGGCUGUAUGGAAGAUAUAAUGUUCACAGGAGAACCAAAGGUGGCAGAAAGUAUGGUCAAUGUGCUAAUGAUCGAAGAUCUCACAAGUGACAUGACAUCGAUCAGUUCAAUUCAAUCAGCAAUUCAGUCGGGUAUUGAAGAAGCGGUUACUAGGGUGAACGAAGCUAUUGAAGAAGCUCAAGCAGAAGUUUCACAAAUACUUGGUCUUACAACAACAACUAGUCCACUCUCGUCCGAACCACCCUCAACAACAACAACAAGUACCACCACAGUUACGACAUCAGCAACAACUACUAAUGCACAAACGACAACGACUCCUCCUCUUGCUUCUUUCAAGUGUGCUAUUUAUGAAAAUAUGUACAUUCAAACAUGGCAUCAUACAAAUGAAGCGUCACCACCUAUUAAAAACUGUGCUGGUUCUUCUGGAAACUUCGAAAUAGUCAAAAAUAAAUUUGUUAAAUAUACACUUCGUACAAGUGGUUCUAUCAUUGAUGAGUUAACACUCAUCUUGUUCGAUGAAGUAUCAACCAAAGCAAUUUGCACUGUAUCAGGUAUCGAUCAAGAUUUUGGUUGGAUGGAUUGUGAAGAGAAUGGCAUUAAUCCUUCAUUGAUAAAAACACCAACACAUGAAACAUUAACUGUAUACUAUGCCAAAGGAAACUUUACAACAAUUGUAACACGUGAUAUUGGAUUUAAUGUUGGUCGAUUCGUAAUCAAUGUCUAUCAAAGCCCCGAUUUAGCUAUUCCUUCAACCGUUCAAGGACAAGCAUCAAUAUAUGAAUGUAGUGUCGUUACAGGGCCUCAUAUUUCUACUUGGCGGUUAAAAGGUAACGACUUGGAACUAAACCAACAGCAAGGUUGUUAUAUGCCGUCAAUGGUGACGUUAGUAAAGAACGAGUAUGUUUAUUACAGAGUUAAAGUUAGUGGUAGCUGGAUCGUCGAAUCAGAAAUAUGGUUGUAUGAUGUUACUACAAAAGAGCACGUUUGUGUACUUUACUCUGAAGAUCUGGAAAUGAAAGCAGAUGACGGUGAUAAAUGUCGAGAACAUGGUAUAACAUGGGAAUCUAUAAAUAUUGGCACUCAUUAUACAAUGACUGUUACUUAUCCAAAAGUAGACUUCUUGACAACUAUACAGUUUGAUAAUACCUCACAACAAUAUGCGGCACACUUCAAUAUCUACGUGUGGCAGUCAGGUUCUUUGGUUGCUAAUUCAAUAGGUAUAUGUACGCAGUUUGAUCCAGAAUGUCUACCAACAACGACAACUAUUACCACUACGGUUACAACAUCAACAACAACAAGUACCACUAGAGUUACAACAUCAACAACAACUACUAAUGGUUAG